Messenger RNA from Pteronotus mesoamericanus, 1457 nucleotides. RefSeq names its product 60S ribosomal protein L18-like. Gene Ontology annotation, cellular component: cytosolic large ribosomal subunit; ribosome. The record is from RefSeq and is a predicted model, not a curated record. NCBI's taxonomy places the organism in Eukaryota, Metazoa, Chordata, Mammalia, Chiroptera, Mormoopidae. Gene Ontology annotation, molecular function: structural constituent of ribosome; RNA binding. Gene Ontology annotation, biological process: translation.
AUGGCUGUCCCGGGCCACACAUCAAGAGUCUGCAUUUCAAGCUGCCAAGGAGUCUGUGAUUCCAGAAGGGAGUACUCCUCAUUUCAGCUCUGGGCUGAUUCUCUGGGGCCUCUGGAUUCACUGGUGUUACAGGUAUCACUUCUUCUAAGGAAGUUAUUCAAGGGAAACAAUAACAAUAGCAAUAACACGAGCAGAAGGUACUAUCAUGGGAGAGUUGACAUCUACCACAACAAAGGCAGAAAUGUUUGGCACAGGAAGCCCAGGGACAUCUUCCUAAGGCUGUUGGUCAAAUUAUACAGGUUUCUGAGAAAGCAAACCAACACCACCUUCAACCAAGUGGUACUGAAGAGGUUGUUCAUGAGUCCCCCCUGGCAGUCUCUGUCCCUUUCCCAGAUGAUCUGGAAGAUGAAGCUUCCUAGCCAGGAGGGCAAAACUCCUAUGGUUGUAGGGACUACAAUCAAUGACAUGCAUGUCCAGGAGGUGACCAAACAGAACAUGUGUACACUUUAUGUAAGCAGCUGUGCCUGGAGCUGCAUCUUCAUGGUUGGGGGCCAGAUCCUCGCUUUCGACCAUCUGGCUCUGAACUUGCCCAAGAGCUCUGGCACCGUCUUGCUUUCUGGUCCUCGCAAGGGAGGAGAGGUUUACAAGCAUUUUGGCAAGGCCCCAGGAAUCCCUCACAGCCACACCAAACCCUACAUUCGAUCGAAGGGCUGGAAGUUCGAGUGUACAAGAGGCCUAUGGGCCAGCCACAGCUACAAAACAAACGCUGGAUGCGACUUGGUUAUUAAAAAGAUUUUGGAUGCUGAAAAAAUGAAAUAACUAAGUGUUGAAUUAACAUGGUAAUUAUGAAGAAGAAUAGGUUUGAAUCUAGUCUUUGACAUUUUCUAGUUGUGGGACAUUGGACAAGUCCUGUAAGUUCUCUGACCCUCAGUUUCUUCCAUCUGUAAAAGGAAUAUUUUUUUUCUGUUUUUCCAGUGUUAUUUCUUUGAACACCUCCAAGCAAUUCUCUACUUCUCAGUGGACACUGACCAGAUAGGCUACAAUUUAAUUCAGUUCUAAUACUCUCUACCCGAAGAUAGUGUCAGAUCCCACAGGUUAAGGGCUCAGUCCUAUAAGACUGAGAAAAAAGUGAAGGUAUGUCUAUGACACCCCCUUAUCCUUUCAGAUGACAGUAGCAAAUCCAGGUCAGCUGUGCCUCUCUGACUGAAUGGCUGUAGGUUGACCUCUAUAAGGCCACUUACAACAUGCUAGCUGACUUCCUCAAAGUGAACCAGUGAGAGAGUGCCAGUAAGAGAGAAGUCACAAAUUUUUAUAACCUAAUUUGGGAAGGGUUAUCCCUGCAAUUUUCUUUUGUUCAAUUCAUUAAAAGAAAAUCCACAGUGAACCAGGAUACAGGCUCUCGACAGACACUGAAUCUGCUGGCGCCUUGAUCUUGGACUUCCCAGUCUCCAAAAGAA